Molecule: messenger RNA, 2436 nt
Organism: Bipolaris zeicola 26-R-13
Lineage: Eukaryota; Fungi; Ascomycota; Dothideomycetes; Pleosporales; Pleosporaceae
Exons: 1
Coding region: 1-2436 (811 amino acids)
Source: RefSeq, a predicted model, not a curated record
AUGUCAGCUACCGCUACCCGGCGCUCAACGCGUCGCACAGCGGCAGCAGCAGCCUCGACUGAGGCCGCGCUGUCAGCCUCGGAACAGAGCUCGCAGCAGGGAACUCCUCCCCCAGAGGUUCCCAAGAAAAAGGCCCGAAAAACCAAGGCUACCUCCACCAAGGCUGAGCCGCAGGUCGUGAUCGAGUCGCAGCAGACCGUCACCAAAACUCGCGCCUCGUCACGCGCAAACGCUACAUCCACAUCGGCCGCAACCACCGCCACGACCCAGACCUCGACCGUCACUGCACAAGCGCCUUCCACCGGGAGGAAGCUCACCAGGGCCGCCCGCGCCGCUCACGUAAAGGCAGGUGGACAGGCCUCACCACAGCGCAGCCUGGAGCAAGUCAGACCCGUGAAGCGUGCGCGCAGCACCGCUCCGACCAAGGAGGCCAGCGUGAAACGACAGGCGACAUCCGCAAAGUCGACGCGAAAGAGCAUCGUCAACGACCAGGAGAACGAGAACGACUUGGGCCCGUUCUUCACGGCCGGUAAGGAUCAUUUUUUCUCAGCCCCAGAACAACAGUCAGAAGUCACCAGCGAGUCACUCGAGGAAGAGAACGCCAAGCAGCGCAAGGAGAUUGGUGAGCUCCGCGCCCGCAUCACAGAUCUGGAAGCCCUGAACCAGGAUCUCGCGUAUAAGCUCUAUGAACGAGACCAGCAAAUGCUCGCACUUGAGGGCAAGAACCUGUGUCUGCAAAAUGAAAACUUCCGUCUGAAAAAUGAGAACUCUCGUCUGACUCAACUCCCCAACGAUAACUAUCGUUCACCAGCUGACCAACACGAUGCAGAAUUCGACAGUGAUAUCUUUGAUUCAUCUGAUCCUAUCCCUCAACCCGUCUUCACCAAUGGCAGUGAGUCCGCACUCGCACUUCUCCAGAAGAUUGAGGAGUCCGCCAAGGAGACGAUGCGCGGCGAGCCGGCGUCGAGUAGCAAUGACACACACACUGACAAGAGUGUUGACGCUGUGCCUUCACAGCCCCAGUCCGUCAAGAGAACAUUUAACGAAGCCACAGCUACUCCGGAUCGUUCAGUUGAGAAGUCAAACAUUUUCAGCCGGUCCUUCUCCGCCAUAAAGUCAAGACUAUUCUCAUCAACCCCUAAGCCACCACCAACCCCUGAAGUCGCCUCGCCUACUCCAACAAGGCCUUUGCCACCCCAGGAUUCACUGACGGAGACACUUUCACUCCCACCAACACCUGUUGGCGAGCGCGUCCAGACCCCAAGUAAGAAGCGCGCACCAAGCAACACCAUGUUGAAGGUACUGCUCAAGGGUGUUGACCAAGAAGACAAGCGCAAGGCAGAAGAUUGGGCUAGAAAGGUCAUUCCUGAGCUAAGGAACGAUAAUGACUUCCGCGAGAAGCGUCGGCGACUUGAGACUCCCGUCUUGUGCAAGGAUCUUGUCCACUUCCCCGCAGCCAAGCCCUGGGAGACUGGUUUCGGUGACCCACUUGGUGAUCUGGAUGACGAUGAUGUCGUUCCGGUUUGGGCUGUCUAUCUUGAGAUGAAGACUGAGGAGGAGGAGCACGCUGCAAAGAGGCAGAAGAAGGCUACUGUCAGCUCCGCAGAAGACGAGAUCCCCACUAUUGACGAGCAAUUUGCGGCUAGCAGCAGCAUGCGCACAUCAAAGAAGCUCUACGACAGUCAUGGCCAGUCUACAUCUUUGUACGACUUGCAUCCUCGUCGUUCGAUCGAUCCCUCUCCGAUGUUCUCAAACUCUCUGUCACACAGCGAAGGCGGCAACAUCUUUAGUGAACUUCAAGGACACGAGAACGCUGCCAGGAUUCGUGAGAAUGACCGUGAGAUUCUCAAGAAUGCAACCAAAGAGACGGUCGAUACCCAAACGCAAAGCUCCGUUGGGCUGUCAUUCAGCGUGCCCGACGACUCUGAUGACGAAGACUCGGCCGCAGAUGCUGAGACUUCGGAAACUGAGACUCCUGCAAGCGAAGCCAAGCCGAUUUGGACCCAGCCCCCGCCCCCCGCGCCUGUUCCUGCCCAUGCACCGCUGCCGGGAGGAUCUCCAACCGAGCCGCCUCUCAGCCCUCCAAGCCAACAACCUGUAGAUGAAGUCGCACGACAGCGCCAGCGUCUCAUGAAGCACACGCCUGCCAAGCCUUCUCGCCUCCGUGAAGCAACAUAUCCUUCACCGAGUGUUUUCUCAGACGCUGGCAACGAGUCUCUUCUUGCUGCCACACCUGCUCCGGUUGCUGCUUCUGCACCUUCCAUGUUUGACGACAUGCCCGCAGCGCAGACCAUUGAGCUUGACGCUGAAGAGAAGGCUGCUCUUGAGGAGCUCAUCGACUCGGAUGAAUACAAGAAACAGCUUGCCGCCAACUGGCCCGCCGCCACCCUUACGUACGAAUCGGAUGAGGAGGAGCUCAGCCCCAUCUCCACCUAA